Molecule: messenger RNA, 7425 nt
Organism: Oncorhynchus nerka (sockeye salmon)
Lineage: Eukaryota; Metazoa; Chordata; Actinopteri; Salmoniformes; Salmonidae
Product: microtubule-associated protein 1B-like
Exons: 7
Coding region: 7-4191 (1394 amino acids)
Biological process (GO): microtubule cytoskeleton organization; dendrite development; regulation of microtubule depolymerization
Cellular component (GO): neuronal cell body; microtubule; synapse
Molecular function (GO): microtubule binding; actin binding
Source: RefSeq, a predicted model, not a curated record
UUCAACAUGGCGACACAACAAACUGAAGAGGUGGAAGCAAUGGAAAAUGUGAACCGAACUUUGCAUCCUGGCUUCAGCAACGACAAGUAUUCUCUGCUUGUCAUUGUCGGUGAACAUAGUCGGACUGGACUUGUGGACUACGUGGUUGCAGAGAUAGAGAGAGGCAUCCGCUCAUGGGGCGUGGACCUGACAGCCUGUAACCUGGAUGAGCAGCUCAAGCUAUUUGUGUCGCGACACUCUGCCUUCUUCUCAGAGGAAAUAAAAGGUCAGAGGACACUACAGCAUGGUGGAGAUGUUCUGGAUACCCAGGUGAUGGUGAACCCAUCCCAUGAGUUGGUCUGCUCAGAGGUGCGCCGGCUUAUAUCUGAUGUGUCUCGCCACAAGUUGUUGGUUCUUGCUGGACAAUGUGUUGAAGAGGCAGGAGAUCUUGUCUUACAAACAGGAUGUUUCUCUCUGAGUGACUUCAUUCACAUAUUUGCUGAUGAGGAGAUUGGAGAGUUGUUGAGCUCUGCAGAUCCCACACAAAAAGCUAACCUCACGCUGAGUUGUCCCAACUCUGGGGUGUGGAAGAACUCUGUGUUGGAGAAACACAACCUACAAGACUUCAUCAACAUCAAAACAAACCCACCAUCAGUGCUACCUGAAAUGGAAGGUCUGCAAGAGUUCACAGAAUACCUCUCAGAGUCCCUGGAGCCACAGUCUCCGUUUGAGUUGCUAGAGCCCCCCAGUACUGUAGGCUUCCUCAAACUCUCCCGCCCCUGCUGCUAUGUAUUUCCAGGUGGGAGAGGAGACUCUGCCUUCUUUGCUGUUAACGGUUUCAACGUUCUGGUCAAUGGUGGGUCAGAUCCUCGCUCCUGUUUCUGGAAACUGGUUAGACAUUUGGACAGAGUUGACUCCCUGCUCCUCACUCACAUUGGGGCUGACAAUCUGCCAGGGGUGAACAGUCUUCUCCAAAGGAAAGCAGUAGAACUGGAGGAGGAACAUUCUACUGACUCUCAGAUCAAUGAGGACUGGAUGAAAAAUCUAAUUUCCCCUGAGAUUGGGGUCGUUUUCCUUAAUGCUCCAGAGAGAUUGAAGUCAUUCCGGAGUGAUCCCAAAGAACUGCGGAGCUGCGACCAAGUGGCACUCACUUUGCAACACCUUGAAAGGCUAACGAUCAAUCCAGAACCUCUUAGUCGCUCAAAUGGACCCAGCAUUGAUCCUCUUAUUCUUUUCCAGAAGAUGGGAGUCGGUAGACUAGAGCUGUACAUUCUUAACCCAGUCAAAGGCAGUAAAGACCUUGAGGCUUUCAUGAAGACCUGGCCCGGCAAUGGAUCUAACAUAAAAGGCUCAGAGAUGCCCCUGUCUUGCCUUGUCUCCAUCUGUGCUCUACUGGUGUGGCAUCCUGCCAGUCCUCAUGAGAAGAUCAUUCGAGUUCUCUUCCCUGGGUGUACUCCGCAGGCCAAGAUUCUUGAAGGACUUGAGAAAGUAAAGCAUCUAGAAUUCCUGAAACAUCCAGCCGUGAGCCUCAGGGACCUUGAAGCAUCCAAAUCAGAUAAACAACCAAAACGUGCAGAGAGUCGGGAGAGCCUUAAGUCCCUGCCCAAGGAUUCAAGACCUAGCAGUGCCUUGCUGAAGGACAAAGUUGGACGUGGGGAUGUUAAAAAGCAAGACAUAAAGUCCAAACCCAAGGCUCCAAGUGACAUUGCUAAUAAAGAAUGGAAGGAAGGGGAAGAUAAGUCCAAAUUGAAGGAUGGGGAUGCUAAACAAAGGCCUCCAAAGGCUGAAAAGCUUAUGCUAAAGAAAGAACCUUUAAAGGAUGAGAAAAAAGAAGUAAAAAAGGAUGAGAAAGCCUCCAUAGGUGUUGUCAAAAAGGAAGAGAAUUUGGAGAAAAAGAAAGAACCAGUUAAGAAAGAAACUCUUGGUCCAAGACCAAAGAAAGACAUCAAACAUGAUCAAAAGAAAGAUCUCAAGAAGGAGGUAAAGCCAGAGGAGAAGAAACCAACAAAACCACUCAACAAGGAUGUCAAAAAAGCGACACCUGGACCUUCAUUAGGAAACGCAGAGGCAAAAAAGCCUUUAGUCAAGAAUGGAACAUUGAAGAAGGAUGCAAUCCCCAAGAAAGACUCAUUGAACAAGGCGGCAAAGCUAAAGACGGAUAAAAAGGAGCCGGAGAAUCAUAAAGCUUCUGCCUCUGAGGGGGAUGCUGAUCGUUCCAAAAUGUCAACGCCUGAAGACAUGACAGCGGAAUUCGAGAACCUCAGAGCAGAAAAUGCAAAAUCAGAGGAAAGGACUGCUGUUGUAGUGAACACUAUAGCGGACAUUAAAGGAAUAGAGCAACCUGCGGCAGAGAAUGGAUCAAGAGCAAAUGCAGAGAGUGGGGACAUCUUGGAAAGUCCACAAAAGUUCACCUGCAUGGAGACACUGCCAAAUCCAGAGAAAGCCCUGGGAACCACUUCGCCUCUUGACAAAACUCCGAAAAGUGACCACAGCGUGAACUUUGAUCUCACACCAACUGAAUACAGGCUACUUGAUGGGGCCCUGAGAAAUGGGCAAGAAGAUGUUUGCACUAGCUCAGAUGAGAAGACUUUAGAGUUGGUCUCCCCUGCUGACUCAGCCCCUAAUAGCGCUGGGCAUACCCCUUUCCACCAAUCACCUGAAGAGGAUGCUCAGGGCUCUGGUGAGGACAGUAGUCCCGGGGGAAGGGUGCCUAGCAUUGGGUUUGAAGACUGCCACAUCAUGGGUUCUUGCAGGAACUCCGAGGUAGGCUCCUUGAGGGGGAACCUAGGCAACUCCAUGUCGUCCCAGGACAAACAAUCAAGUCUUUUGACACCGAGUCCCUUCAUGCUGCCUGACUCUGUCUCACCCAAUAUUACCUCCAUGCCUGCUGAAAUCGGUUCCCCACACUCGACAGAAGUUGACGAGUCUCUUUCUGUGUCUUUUGAACAGGUGCUCCCAUCUAUUGAUGAGUCACCCAAGGGAGACCAUAUGGACAGGUCCUACUCAAAUGGGCAUUUUGCAGAUUCUGACUCCAAAAUGGGGAUGCCCUUACCCUUGAGUACAUCUCAUAACACGCGUCCUCCAGGGGAUGGCUCAGAGGAACGCCUUCCUGGACUACAUGGUCUUCUCCCUGACAUUCCCCAUGAUGUCGACCUCUGCCUGGUCUCACCCUGUGAAUUCAAGCACUCCAAGUCCCCAGAGAACCAACAGCAGCAUCGGUCUCUAGGGCUAGCCACGGGUAGCCCGCGAGAACUCUCUGAAGACAGCAACCACUCCCAGGAGCUAGCUAAGCCACAAAGCGGAAUUAAUAGUGAUCGACAUUCACCUCAAGGUCAGGAGACCCCUCCCACGUCUGCUAGUGAAUCCCUCAACACAGCCACAGAUUCAGACAUACCCCCAGGGACUGAGGACUGCCCUUCCAUCACUGCAGACAUGGACUCAGACGAGGACUCUGGGAGUUUCCCGCCCCACCAUCCACAUGACCAUCCCAGCUCUUACUCCUCUAACAGGGGAGCACAAUAUUCCUCUCAGGACCCUCCCCCAGCCCCAAUGAAGGAUCUGCCCCCCUUGCCGCCCCAGCCCGGUACCUGCAUGACUGACCCUGAGGCUGAUGCACCAAGCAAGACCUCAAAGAGUGCCGCCAUAAAAACCAAGAAACCAGCCGGGGUCACACAGAGGUCAACGUCAGCCACCAGUACAGCUCUGAACAGCAAGACCAAGGCUGGCAGCACAACUGGUACAUUGAAGACCACCUCAAGCCUUGACACAAGGCCUUCAUCCCGCACGACCACUAGUGGUUCCAGACCUGGAACUUCAAAGUCAGUUUCUUCAGGUUCUCUGGGCAGUAAGGUCAGUGCAGCUGGAAGUGCACCAGUUUAUUUGGACAUGGCUUAUCUCCCCUCUGGUUGUGCCUCUGCCACCAUUGACGUGGACUUCUUCCGACGCCUGCGCUCCUCCUGCUACAUCGUCAGUGGCGACGAGCCCCUGAAGGAGUCAGUCAUGAGACCCAUUCUCGACGCUCUACUGGAGGGAAAGACUGUCUGGCCCGAUGUGCAGGUGACCCUGAUCCCCACCUUUGACUCGCUGACGAUGCACGAGUGGUACCAGGAAACCCAUGAGAGGCAGAGAGAGCUGGGUAUUACCGUGUUGGGCAGCAACAGCACUGUGGCCAUGCAGGAGGAGACCUUCCCUGCCUGCAAAGUGGAGUUCUGAGAGGGGUGAAACGAGAUGAAGCUACAAAUCCCUGCCCUCUCACCCACUCUUAAAUUGGGAUGGACUAAUAUCCCCCAUCUACAACUGAUGAUUUCCCACCCCAGCAUGCUUCAAGUAUAGCCUGGUGGAUUAGCAGGCCUUACUCAUCCUUUCAAUCUUAUCAAUAUACAUAAGACCCCAGCAAACACUCUGACCCAUCUUUGUCUUGGGUAUGUCUAUGCCAUGGAAAUGAAGGCAGAACAUGAAUAUGUCCAAGAGUCUUUGGUCUACCAACAUGAAGAAAGGUUGUUCAUUAUGAAUGCUAGGUAAGGUGGAGCUUAAAGACUGUCUAUAGUAACCGAAGGUCCUCACAUUUCUUACCAUUUAACCAGGUAGUUGUGAUCCAAAUCCAUGACAGCUCAAAGGAGACUAGUCGACAGCUGUGGGAAACCCUCUGCCUCAAUGGGACGGAACUCAUGAGUUCUUCAAGGGAACCACAGUGAGUGAAGGAGUGUUACAAUAUAAUAUGAUGUUAAAAGGAAGAGGUUGUGUGUGAGGAGGUGAAUAUGGGACAGAUGUCUCCUGGUGCGCUGGUAAAACAUGAGACCUCAGCACUUACUGAAGGACAACAUGUUUCUGCAUCCCAUUUUAGUUUCAUAGACUGUCUAUGAACAUUGAGGAGAUGGACAGUGUCUUUGCAGGUAAUGAUAUGCAUGUGAAUAGAAGAAUUACCCCAACAUUGACAAAAGUGUCCAAGUUUCAAUAAAACAUUUUUUGUAGAACAUUUAUAUCAGUCACUUUAACUCUUCAUGUAGAGUACACACUGUAUGGGGAUACAAUUUUGACAUUGUCUUUUUAAAUGAAAUAACUCGGUACAUUCUAGGUAAUGAUUUGUACUAAAAUGAAAUACUAAUACAUAUUGGUUGAUGGAAGGCAAUAAGAAAUGCAGUAUUUUAUGUACAAACUCAUGACAGAAUUACAGUUUUACUACUUGGUAGUUAUUUCAUUAGGAAGGACACUGAAUUAAGUGUAAACGCUACAGUAUAUUUCCACACUAAUAAAUCAGUUUUUUGUGAAACACGAUGUCUACUGCCGGCAGGUCUAGCUUUUCUGAUUAUGUCAAAAGUCAGGUCAAGAAGACCCUCAAUCUUGUUUGUAUUCAAUAAUAUUUUGCAUUGGUGCCCAGGAUAUCAACUGUAUCCAAACCCAUAUUUGAGUCCCUCUCCAAGACCAGAUGUUCUUGUAAUUGUAAAUGUAUGUCACAAAUGCGCAAUAGAGGGUAAGCUUCACUGAAGAGGGAUUCUUAGAUAUGCUAAUAGGGAAGUCAUGAGAAAUACAUUUUAUCUCAGUGGUUUAUUAUUGUGCAGAAGUGAAUAAAUGCUAAAACAGAUGUUUAACUAGAAAGACAAAUCUGUUAUAUCAGCAAUCGUUUGUGUAUUCAGUUAAUAGCAGUAGAAUGUACAGUAGACGGCUUUAUCUGUGAAUGUGGACACUUUUAGCCUAUUUCAAAACAGAUUGGGUCCAAAUGCAUGCCACCAGGCUUGCACAACCAUGCCCACAAUAUUACAUGUGGACCAAGCACUCACUGGGUUAUAAUGCUCUUUAUUGCGAAGGAUAUUUUCAUUUGAUUCAAGAAGAAGGAUUAUGAAAGGAUUUUAACAUUUAUUAUUACUCAAGUUAAAUAACUCUUACUCUUAGAACUAUUAUUUUCCAUUUUACUACAGUUGAAGUGAUCGUUUUUGUUGCAUGCAGAGUUAUACAAGCAUGCAGAUCUCACGUUUUCUUUUGUUAGUUUGUAAGUUCGAAUUGAAUAUCAGUUUAAUGUAAUAUCACAUCUGGUAUUAAAGCAAACUAAUGCCAUGGCUCAUCCAGAGCAUCACUGUAGACGUCUUCAUGUGAAAGGGUGUGUGCAGCCAGCCACAUUUAGGCAGAUCAUGGAUUUCCAAUUAUUUCAUACAGAAGAAUGUAAAAUCCUUUAUCUUAUCAAUUCAUUAACAAUUAUAUUUUAUUCAUUUUUCCUAAAUUAUUGAGUUCUCUUUAUAUAUCAAUAAUGUGGCAUAGCUACUUUCAUUUGCAAACCUUUGGUUAGCAACCGGCUGCUCACAUGAUAUCAUAAGCCAAUGGCAGGACAGAGCAAGCAGAACCGAUCUCAUUGUUGUUCUGAAAGAACAGCAUGUUUUUUGGAACUAGCCAUAAUAAGUCUGAGCAAAAAUGAUUGAAAAUAGAUUGCAUUUCAUUGGUCACUUAUUUGGAUAGUUAUUUCACACUAAUGGAGUUAAGAAUUAUCUCAUCGUUAACUCAACUUUGACUAUAACAAAUCAGUCCCAUCAUGUCCAUGUAAAGAUGUGUGCCAUGUGUCACAGGUUUUGGACUGCAUUGGUUUGGAUAUUGUGUGGCUCUUACGCCCUCUGCUGUCCAUAACAUUUCUUGGCUGUUCUGAAAGCUGUAUUCAUCGAUAAUUACAGUUGUGGCCAAAAGGAUAGCAUGGGCAGGGCCAUUGAGGGAUUCCACCAUUUUAAUGUAGUCAACUGGAUGGGAUUUCCAACUUCAUUGGCUCCUGGUGAUCCUGUUGAAGUCCUGUCCAAUUGGGUCAUCAGGAGGGAUCUGCCAAUUUGAAGAAGAAGAAAAUUGUCAGACUCUAUAAUGGCACAGAUACAAAGAUGAGUACUCCAUCUCUGUAGAUGUGUGUAUUUUGAAAGCAAUGUUCAGUGGUAUAUUUGGCUCAUUGGAAUAGUUCUAAACAUUGGCCCUGUAUUUCUGUGCCUCUGUUUCCAUCCCUGCGCCAUUAUAAUAAAAGUAUUUGAAUGAGAUACCUCUGUCAUAAUACAAGUGACAGUAGCACAUAACGAAUGUUCAAUCUGUAAAUCAGGCCCCAAAAUAAAUAAACACAUUUUAAGUUAAUAUGCUCCUUCUCUUUGGACAUUUUGAGAGUUAGUACAUUUCUUUAAUGCUAUUGUUUUUUUUGUGCUAUAUUUUUUCAUAGUUAUAUACACCUCUUUUCCCCUGCACUUAUAAAUGUAUGUUUGUCUAUGUCCAUACCCUGUUGGUGGUUCACACAUCACACUUGCAAGUUUCUGGACUUCACCCAGUAAAUGCUAUGAAUGUUGGUCAAAUUUUCCAAAGACUGCUGGUUUCCCCAGUGUCAAGUGGGUGGGGUGGUUAGUUGCAUAAUGACAGUGGAUAUAUAAUUCAGUAUAGAAACACUAAUUUUAGUUUUUUUCUUUUUCAAUAAAUAUACCCCUUUUAUAAAUCUGU